Molecule: messenger RNA, 1735 nt
Organism: Leguminivora glycinivorella
Lineage: Eukaryota; Metazoa; Arthropoda; Insecta; Lepidoptera; Tortricidae
Exons: 5
Coding region: 1270-1590 (106 amino acids)
Source: RefSeq, a predicted model, not a curated record
AAAGUUUUUUGAACUAUGUUGUGUUAUAAUAUCAAAUGAAAGAGCUUUUUAUAACUAUCUAUAAAAAAAAUGUGUCAAGUAAUUUAAGAAAAUAGGCGAAAAAUUACCACUAAUGAAAUUAUCCAAUCAAACUCAAAUAACAUGAUCAAAGUGUAAGAUUUUAAGAAAAGUAAUCAUAUAAGGUCUGUAUAGUUAAAUUGUGACACAUAUACAUACGGGUUUUUUUAUUUCUUCUCAUAAAAUUAAUUUACCUAUCCAUACUAUAAAAAGGUGACUUGGUCAGUAAAAUGGUGACUUUUAGGGAAACUAAAUGUGACUUGUGAGUUCAGGGCCCUGGCAACACUGCUUUCUUUCAUUUUUCCUUUUCGGCCCAUGCGCUGAAUGGUGGCUUGGUCGCUUGCAUUGCAUCGGCACCGGUGUAUUUUCUUUGGUGAUGUGAGUGAAGUAAAGCAAGGGAAAUUUCUCGUAUUUGGCGUCAACAUUCAGUGAUCAGGUAAGUCAAGAUGAUAUUUUUGGCUACCACGAAUGUUAUUUUAAGUAUCUAUAUAGUGUGCUCUGUUAUGAUUUCUGCGUAAUGAGUAAUCAAUGAUAUAUUAUGGUGCCUUCAUUUAAGUUGUAAUGAAUAACAUUAAGGUGGAAAUACAUUAUUACACGCCACAUGACGCGAAUCAAAUUGCAGUUUUUUGCUAUUCACAUGUACAUCCGACGCGUCACCUUGCUCCGUACAAUCGCGUGUGCACGUUUAAUACAUGGCGGUCAUGGGCGUCAUGGCGUCGCGUGUUAAUAAUGUGUUUUCGACUAUAUUAACGGGUUUUUUCGGUUUUAGUGUGUGAUACAUGACAAUAACCUCUAACAAUACAAUAGUGUGGGUCUACACAGCGAGGCACGUCCCUUAUUUUCUGUGUAGCGGCAUGUAUAGCGUCGUUGAGUUUGCUGAAGAAUGGCUGACACCCGGGAAGCAGCGAUGUCUGUGGCCGCCCCAAAAAUUGAUGACCAAGUUUGCAGCCAAGUAAGUUCAGCAGGGUGAAAAAUCAAAUAAACAUACCUACUGUUUAUAGUGAUGAUGAUUAUGAGGCUUAUACUGGUGAAAAAAAUAGGACUUAUCGGAAGCAAGUAACUUCUUCGGUGCAAUCUACACCUGUUAGCUCAAAAUCCCAAAAGCAACACUCUAGGCCGGUAUAUACAGAACUGAACAAAAGUGAUGAUGAUACAGAUCUGAGCAAACGUGAAGAUUUCAAGGAAAGCUCUGCAAAGACUACAGACAGUGAAAUGUCACAGCUUCUGCAAAGUCCAAGUGGCCUGGAUAACCUAGACUUUACAAUAACACCAUUUUUUAUAAAUGAGAAGCCAAAUUCACAAGCCUUAGAUGUCAUAGCUAAGCACUUAGCUCGAAUUGAAGCUGACUUGAAAGAGAUGCAAAUCGCACAGAAUGAAAUAUUAAAUAGGGUGCGAUCAUCUUCUGUCUCGAUGGAACAUUCACUGCCAGGGGAAAGAACAUUGCCAUGUGAGGACAGCAAGGAUUUGAUUGAUACUGAAAAGUGGAUAAAUGCAGCUCCCGAGAACAGAAAACUUUUGACGCAGUGCGGUUGAACCAGGUUGCAACCAACGCUACUGAUGCUGUGAUACAAGAAAUAAUUCAGAUGAAUAUGGCUACAUAGUUCUUCCAAUAUAUACACCUUCUUGUUGACACUUCUCACAAGCGCGCAAGGAAUUGUGGGAUUUGAUACAUUUUAUA